AUGCAUCGUUCUGCCUCUCUACCUCUGCUUCUCUCCCUCUCCACAGCAGCACAUGCCUUUCCCGUCCUCGACUUCCUGCUGCAUCCCCGUGAGAAGCCGACAAAGUCAUAUUCAGUUGUCAACGUCGAGGGAAACCCAAACACCGAGAAGCCCCCUGUUGUCACUGUCACCAAAGAGCCGGUUCACGUUACUGUGACGGAACGUAUUAGCGAUAUUUCUACCCAGGUGUCGUCUGCCAUACGGACGACCACUGCCACCUCCAUCAUCGUCGUCAAUGUCGAUGAGACUCAGGCCGGGAUAACCGUCACAGUCACUCCCACACAGAAACCUGCACCAGAGCCGACGCCUUUACCCCCGACGACGACAUCGGCGCCACCUGCUGCUCCACCGCCUACUACAGUUGUUCCAGAGCCGCCUGUGGUAUCAUCAUCAGACGUCGCUCAGCCACCUCACUCGUCGUCAGAAGCUCCUCCGCCCUCUUCAGAAGUUCAGAAAACACCAUCCCCUUCGCCAAGCACCUAUCAACCCGCUCCCCCGUCAUCCAGUGUUCCACAGCCCGCAUCGCCUUCUUCGAGCGUACCUCAACACAGUCUCCCUUCGUCUGGUGUUCCUGAGCCCACCUUCACCUCAUCUUAUGUACCUCUCCCCUCUUCAGUGGUUUCUACAGCCUCUGCCCAGCCAAGUGUCGCAGAGCCCAGUACCAGCAUCCUACCUCCUUCACCCAUCGAGCCAUCUUGGUCCCCUGCGCCCUCUUCAUACACUGAGCCUCCUGUCUCAUCUCCCUCGACCACAUACGUUCAGCCAAGCACUUGGGCUUCCAGCGCAGUUGAUGGCCCAGCAACGCAAGUUCCAUCUUCCAAGCCUGCUGUUGAGCCUCCUCGGUUUACAGAGACUCCAAUUGUUCCGCCAUCCGUUGGUGUCACAUCUAUUGCCGAGCAAAGUCCGCCACCUGCCCCUACACCGUCUAUCAACUCAACCUCGUCUACCUGGGCACUAACUUCCUCAACACCUCCUGCAUGGACGCCUAGCCCAUCCAGCAGCGCGAGCAUCGUGGAUAGCUCUACCCAGGUUCUGCCUCCCACUCAGGUGUACGAGACCGCUCAACCCACCACCUGGGCGCAAGAGACAAGCAGUCUUCUUCCAUCCUCGACCUUCCUCACCAGCAUCAUCAGCAUCGCCAGCUCUCCUUCUCCUUCCCCAACAUCCGCCAAGAACUUCGAUGAUGGGCAUUGGGCCACCAGCAAAUACCCCCAAUGGACCACCACUGCUACUGCUGGUUUUUAG
Colletotrichum truncatum is the source of this 1284-nucleotide messenger RNA. RefSeq lists its product as uncharacterized. The record is from RefSeq and is a predicted model, not a curated record. Lineage: Eukaryota; Fungi; Ascomycota; Sordariomycetes; Glomerellales; Glomerellaceae.